Capsella rubella is the source of this 837-nucleotide messenger RNA. RefSeq lists its product as uncharacterized. Lineage: Eukaryota; Viridiplantae; Streptophyta; Magnoliopsida; Brassicales; Brassicaceae. Bases 1 to 837 code for a protein of 278 amino acids. The transcript has a single exon. The record is from RefSeq and is a predicted model, not a curated record. Gene Ontology annotation, molecular function: DNA-binding transcription factor activity.
AUGGAGAACCAAGCUACGUCUUCUUCAAGCUCCUCCACACCCAAGCCAGAAAAGCUCAAGAGCAUUUUGGUGGUCAUGGAGGAGUCCAAGGAGAGGGAAACAAGGGACACCAAUCUGAAACUUGGUUCUCCUCAAGAGGAGGUUACCUCUGAGAAGAGGAUGGAGAACCCUUGUUUUGGAUCUGGUCCUGUCCGAAGAGGAAGAGAGAUCAUGAAGCUUUACCCGUCGAAAUCGAACAAGGUCUACGCUUGUCAUUUUUGCAAGAAAGGGUUCUCCACCUCUCAAGCCCUUGGUGGUCACCAGAACGCACACAAGCAAGAGAGGGAAUGGGACAAGAAGAGGAAGGAGAUGGAAGCAGACUUCCCCGGGCUCGCUUUCUUGAACCCUUAUCUUGAUAAGCCUCACCUUCUCUUAGGUGGGUAUUCACAAGAUGCUUUAUCAAAUGAAAACCAUCUUGGUAUCACUCUUGAUCCUUUUAAACGUCUAGUUUACCCAUCUUUCAAUGGUGGAGUCACUGGAGGAAUCGCGGAUAUGAACAUGGCCGUGGUUCCUCGUGUGACUCCUACUCGUUUCUUCCCCGGAAACUCGAGUACCAAUGGUUUUGCUUCAAUGUUCCCUAAUCCUCCCCUACCAAAAAGGCAUUGUCCAUUGACUUCAAGAAACGUUUUCCCUUUUUCUCCUCCUCAAACCACCAAUCUUUCUAGAGAUGUGGUUCCUCAAGAGAAUGUUUUGAGAGAAAGGGACUUCAUCUCGCUGAUUGGAAGAAACAAUGUUGUGGAGAUUGAUGAUGAUGAGCCACAAGAGGAAAAUGACAUUGAUUUGACUCUAUCCCUUUGA